Molecule: messenger RNA, 1217 nt
Organism: Chrysemys picta bellii (western painted turtle)
Lineage: Eukaryota; Metazoa; Chordata; Testudines; Emydidae
Source: RefSeq, a predicted model, not a curated record
CACGGCACCUUUCUGUUCCCAGGGCUGAGUCCCAGCAGCCAGGAGAUCUGCUCAGCUCCCGGUGCUCUCCCUGCCCCCACCCUCUACCUGAGCCAGAUGUCUGCCCGGCCGGUGGACUCUGUGAGGCUCCAGUGCUCCAUGAUCUCCCAUCUCCUGGCCUCCCGCAUUGUCUUCUGUCAGGAUGGGGAGGAGGUUUGGUCCCAGAGGGGCUUAUCUGGGAAACUCACCUACGACUAUGACCACGCAGUAUCUGGGGCAAGCUCCAGGAAUUACUCCUGUGCAUACGAGAUCAAGGACAGUGACAACCAGGUGAUCAGGUCCCAGCUCAGCCCUCCCCAGCACCUCAUCGGCACCAGUAAGGCCAAUGUGAGUGUGAGACCAUAUCCCAGCUCAGCCCUGCCCAGCAACUCAGCACCGUGGGAAGGACUGGAAAAUGUUACAAUAUUGGCAAUUACAAUUCCUGUUUCGGUGGGUGUGAUUUUGGCUCUUGUUCUGCCCCUGGUGUAUUACCUUAAGAAGAAGAAGAAAGUUGUAAAUAAUAGGAGAAAAGAAAGGUUGCAAAACCUCUAUGGGAAGAACAAUAAUCCCACUGAAGAUCAGUACACGGCUAACAAUGGGGUUGCAUAUUCCCAUGGCAUGGGUAAAGAAGCCCCGGAGCCGAUCUAUGAAAAUUUUGAUCUAGCGGAUGUGCCUCCUUCUACACAUCACUCCGAACAGACGUAUGAAUCUGUCUUUCCGCUAUAUGCGAACGACGUGUACAGGCCAUGAGAGGUGCAGGAUGUUGGAAGAUAAGCGUCUCAGUUUAGCUUUUUCAAGGAUUGAUUUCAAUGUGUCAAAGCCAGCAGAAGAGGGAAGAAGAGGACACUCCGGCACUGAAGGAACAUUUCAGAAAUUUGAAAAUAUGAAGAAUUUUUGGUUUUUGAAGAGAGAAAUAAAGAGCAACAUGACUUUAACCUACAUGAUUUCUUAACUGGGAAUGAGGAUGUGUGUCAAUUUCAGACUAGUUCCUCCUGUGCAAAGGGAAAAUGUGAGUUUGAUGUAAAUAGAUGAUGCUGUAUCAUAAAUUAUAACUGUAUUUCUGUUACAUGUAUGCUGGGCUGUAAUGUAUGAGAGGGCUCACUUAUUUGAUCACAUGAGUCAGAAUUUUCUUUUUGUUAUCUAGCUCUAUAAAACUAUUAAUUUCAAUUUCCUCUUUUUCAAUAUAUUCAAAAUAAAAU